This is a messenger RNA of Symbiodinium necroappetens, 1371 nucleotides long. Lineage: Eukaryota; Dinophyceae; Suessiales; Symbiodiniaceae. The record is from the annotation of a GenBank genome assembly.
AUGUGUGAGAGGCAGCCAUUGCGGGCGCAGUCUGCUGACAAUCAGGACGUCGCCAACCUCGCAGACAACAACGAGCAGGUGAACAAUGAAGAGGCGAAAGGCAUCGACAGCACGGGACAAGACCUUGUUGCCCAGGACGAGGAGAACGAGAACGACGACGCCGACCUCGCUUCCUCCCUUCCGCUUUUCCGCUUCCGCUUCGUCGUCCGCCUUGUUGAGUUCGGGGAAAAGCUUCAGUGGGAAGAAAACGAAUGUUUCCAAAGGUUGAGGGCUGAGGAGUUGCAGCAUGAUGAGUUGGUAACGGAUUUGAUGGAUCAAAACGCAGAAUUGCAGGCCGAGGCCGACUCUCUAAGGCCCCCAAGCCUGGUGAAGUUAGCGACCUUCUCGCUAAGGUUGAAGGACAAUGCCGAGUGGGAAUCUCGAGAAGCCGGAAGCCAUGCGGGUUGGCGCGACUACGUUUUACUGUUUUACUUCAAGCCUACGUGUGAGGAGGAAGCUCAAGCCGACAGCGAUGUCGCGUUUGGGGAACCUGUCACCGUUGAUCACAUCAUCACACGGGAUGCCAAAGACAACGACUUCCAAAAAGAGACUGUGUCUCACGUGGUGAUGGGCGUAAAUUUAGGUGACGAUGAGGUUAAACUGAUCUACUCUGACAGCGCAUUGGAGUUCCACUACGCGGCAAAACAGUUGCGCACUCGUUCUAACCUGGUGCAGUCUGGUCUACCUGCUAGGUUUGACGAGAAGUUCAGUGAAGAGCGCAUUCGCCUUUCGGAGCCAAAGUCCUUUGCUGGGAGGGGCGUACUGAUCCUCUUCUUCCUGAAUACAGUUACGGCCCCGCCAAUGGAUGUUGCCGAGAAAUCGUUGGCCCAAAUCCUGGAAGGGUACGAAAGACCCAUGGUAGGCUUAGAGGCGGUUCUCACCGACGUCUGGAAGAGCGUGUUUUACCGCCCGACGAAGAAGCUUCUGCUAGUGGUUUUUGUCGACGAGUUUAAGCUUGCAGGUCCCAAGGGCACCAUCAAGGAUUACUGGGCAUUGAGCCGGAAAACCUCCCUGCAGUUCGACGCCACCACUAUCCAUGCAAGAGGCCGUAUGAAUGGUGGGACGGCGAAACGUAUUUCGACCUCGCAGGCCGGGAUCAACGUGAUUUCGAAUUGGCUGUUGCCCAGCUUUUUCCAGUUGCAUUCUGCCAAGCCUUCAUCUGCUGUUGGUGCUGGGGAGAGCGACACAACGGAUGCUCGACUAUCCAUUCGGUGUAAGGCCCCGCAGAAAGAAGACUCCACCAAGGCCACGAAGCGCUUCGUCGACAACCAAAAUCAAAAGUUGCGCAAGCGCCUUUUUGGCCACUGCAGCCGGCUUCAAGAAGCCGGUUGA